AAGAAAGAAAGAGUUUCAAUAGGGGAGUGAUAAGCAAGAAAACUGAAGCCUGGAAAUGACAAGUGACUUGUCCAACAUUGGACAGCUUUUUCCAGAAUUGUUUAGCUUCUUCAGUUGAGAGCUGGAAUUCUGGUCUCUUGGGACUCAGUCCUUGAGUUCUGCCACAAGUUUACAUGAACUCACCACACCAAUCAAGGCAUUUAAGUGCUUUUUUUUUUUUUGGUCUUUUCAGGGCCGCACUGGAGCCAUAUGGAGGUUCCCAGGCUAGGGGUCUAAUCGCAGCUGUAGCCUCUGGAUUACACCACAGCCAGAGCAACGCCGGUUCCUUAACCCACUGAGCAAGGCCAGGGGUCGAACCCCAAACCUCAUGGUUCCUAGUUGGAUUUGCUUCCGCUGGGCCACGACGGGAAUUCCGGCAUUUAAGUGCUUUAUUAAAUCAUCCGGCGUGUUUCAAUCUACUGUCUUAUUCUCGUUAUGUCAACCAUUUUUGGAAUCACUUCAAGCAAUACGUCACCAAGUAUAGCUCACAGCAUAUAAAAUCUGUCAAAAGCCUUGGAAAAUCAGAAUUAAAGUCGACAAAUAGUCCGGAUAAGUAUGGCUGGAAGAGAAACACAGGUGGGUUCGGGGAACGAAAAGACGAGGAACUGUCGGCAGGAAAAUUUACACUCCCCAAAGCAGGGAAAAGGUCAAUGGGCCACGUAAUAUCUACUCUUCUUGCCCACUGAGAGGCCCAACACACAGCGACAUCUGGGGAGGAGAUACCUAAGGCAUUCUGACAUUCAGGGACGCACCCCCGCUGCUGGGUUAAACAGCCCAGCAAUCUCCUCGGAAAGCACACAGGAAACGCCGAAGUCCGAAAAGCGGCAGCGGACCGGAGCUCGACCCUGUGCCACACUCAAUGCCGCCUGCCGGAAACGGUCUCCCUGCGACAAGAGGUCCCAGGGUAUGCCGGGAAGCGGCGAGAAGAGUCUUCGGGUAGGACCACACCUGGUCCCUGCCAGGGCAACGCAGUACCCUCUCUCACGACCUGACCAAAACGGCCCCCUAAGGAAGAGAGACAGAGCCACCUCUGUUCCCUCUGGAGUAACGGUCCCUUGAUUUCUAGCCGGACUGUUUUGGGAGGUGCCCCGGAUCUUGUUUCCGGUGGCAGAGAGGCGCAGUUGCCAUGGUAAUUAAAGGACAGCAGAGAACCUUUUUGCUGCGGUGAGAUGAUCGCGGAGUUGGUGAGAAGUGGCUGCGUUUCCUCGUUUGUGACCCGCAAUUAGUUAUUUUCUAAUAGAAUGGCCAUCAGUCCAGGAAAUGAUGCAGCCUUCUCCAGUCAGAAGUCAACGCUUUCAGAGAGCUCCCGAUCAAAGAAAUUUCCACUAACCGAAGAGGAGUUAUUUUAUAUGAAUUGUAGAGCUGCCUACUUAACUGUCUUCAAAAGCAGCUUAGAUAACAUUAUUUCUAAAGAUCAACUUUACCUAGCUCUUCAGCAUGCAGGAAGAAAUCCAUCCCAAAAGACCAUUAAUAAGUAUUGGACUCCUCAAACUGCCAAACUCAAUUUUGAUGAUUUUUGUAUAAUUUUAAGAAAGGAAAAACCUACUUCAAAAGCAGAAUUGCUAAAAUCAUUUAAGCAAUUAGAUGUAAAUGAUGAUGGCUGUAUUUUACACACUGAUCUUUAUAAACUUUUAACAAAGAGAGGUGAGAAGAUGACUCGAGAAGAAGUAAAUGCCAUAAUAAAUUUGGCUGAUGUAAAUGCUGAUGGCAAAUUUGACUACAUUAAGUUUUGUAAAUUAUAUAUGACAACCAAUGAACAAUGUCUCAAAACUGCACUAGAAAAAUUGGAGGUUGACAGUAAACUGAGGCGUCAACAGUUUGGAAGCCACAUUGAAGGGUCCCCUGAAAGGGGCCCAUCGCCAGUACCAAAACCAUCACCUAGAAUCAUAAGAAAAACUGAUCAAGAAUCAUUCUCAAAUAAAGGUGACACCAGGAGCUCUCUACUGGCAACAACUAGAAAGUUCAAAACAUCUGUUUCCUUCACAAUUACCAUGGGUGCUAAUAGUAAUCAAAACUCAAAGUUAACUGAGCCAAACUCAAUAAAGGAAUGGCAAUGUGUACAGUCAAAAGGUUGCUUUUUCUUGGAAGAAGAUGGUGAAAUCAUUAGUCAUCAGUAUAGGAUGCAAAUAGCUCAGAGAUCCAUGGUUUACCUGACAAUUAAGCCAUUAAACCUGAGUCAAGCUGAAGGAAAACCAUCCCCUUGGUUAUCAGUUGAUACUGCCUUGUAUAUUCUUAAGGAGAGUGAGAAUCAGGCAAAUCUACAGCUCAUGUGUUUUACUGAACUACAAAAUAGAGAGAUGUUUGGGUGGACUGGUGAACUAGGACCUGGAAUUUACUGGUUAAUUCCUUUCACAACUGGCUGUAGGCUAAGGAAAGAAAUAAAACCAAUAACAGAAGAAGCCCAACUUGUAUAUAGAGAUGAAACAGGGGAAUUAUUUCUUACAAAGGAAUUUAGGUCAACUUUAUCAGAUAUAUUCGAAGUAAUUGAUUUAGAUGGAAAUGGUCUUCUUAGCCUUGAAGAAUAUAAUUUUUUUGAGUUGAGAACAAGUGGUGAGAAAUGUGAUGAAGAUGCUUGGGCUGUCUGCAGAGAGAAUUUUGAUACAAAGAAGAAUGAACUAACAAGACAGGGCUUUAUGGAUCUGAAUCUAAUGGAAGCCAAUGAUCGAGAAGGAGAUCCUCGUGACGUUUGGGUGACUCUGCACUCUAUGGGCUACAAUAGAGCUCUGGAACUGACAGAGGCGUGCCCAUUUGUCAUAAAUAUCUAUGCAGACAAAUGCAAGCCAAGAAUUAAAGUUGUCCAUAUGGAGGCAUGCAGUGGGCAACUUGAGAAGGCCAUUUGUAAAUCUGUUGUUAACAAAGGCGAUGCCAAAGUAAUGGAUGGCUACGAAAAUGUAAUUGUGCACACUUACAAGCGUGACACCUGGAUAACAUCAGUUAUUGAAAAUAAGUCAGAUAAUAAAGUGAUUAUUCACAUCAACAAUGAGCUGAGUAAAAACUGCAUAAACAACAGAGGACUCGACAUAUUUGCAGUAGAAGUGGCACCAAAAUCUACAAUGGUUUGUCAACACGUAAUGCCUCUGAAUGAACGACAAGAAUGGAUAUAUUAUUGUGUGUAUUCCCUUAUAUUGUAAACACUAUUUUUUGGAAAUAAUUUUGCUUUAGACUAUCAAACCAAGAAAAAUUAUUUCAAGUUUAGUCUUUUCCUUUUUGAUCAACUAAAUGCUAAUCAAUUUAACUGAUGUAUAUAAAUAAGUCUAUUUAAUUUGCAUGUAUUUACAUUUCAUGUCCAUAUUAUAUACUUUAUUAUUAAAAUAGAAAUUUUUAA
Molecule: messenger RNA, 3364 nt
Organism: Sus scrofa (pig)
Lineage: Eukaryota; Metazoa; Chordata; Mammalia; Artiodactyla; Suidae
Gene: EFCAB7
Product: EF-hand calcium binding domain 7
Biological process (GO): positive regulation of protein localization to ciliary membrane
Cellular component (GO): plasma membrane protein complex; ciliary membrane
Molecular function (GO): calcium ion binding
Source: RefSeq, a predicted model, not a curated record